UCUCACCCAUCAUCCUCCAUUUUGUUUACUUUAUUUCAAAUUAACCAGUUUUUUUUUUCAAAAUAUGUUAAUCUUCUUAAACCACUCAUUUCACACUAGAUCCGCCAUUAAUGCACUAUGGAGCAUCCAUCAACAAUGGUAGAUCUAAAGGAAAAUGGAGGAUAUUCUGAUGUGCUCGACCAUGAAAACCCAAAGCAUCUUCAUUGACAACGAUGAUGUGUUCUACAAUGAAGAUAAUGUUCCAGGUUUGCUCUACAAUCUUCAUCAUGUUUAUCAAGAACACCAAGAACACAUAGAGAGAAGCAAGUUUGAAGAUCUUCAUCGUGUUCAUCGCAUGGUUCUAGAUCCGGACCGUGAUGGAUACAAGGGAAAUAAGAUCCAAUUCUCGGGACCGUUGGUUUCGUCAAACGUGGAUCAGAUGCUCAAGGAUCAUGACCAUGUUUAUGUUACAGCACAACACAACUAACAUGUGUUAUAGCUUGAACUUCUCAGACAUGCAUGUGUUACAUGUGACAUGAAACCCAUGUACAACGUAACACGUGUUACGUGUGACAUGAAAACACAUUUUUAUAACUUCCCUGGCAUACACACACCCACAUGUUUACAAACCGUUUCAAGACCGACCCAAACAAGCAAUGGUAGCCGCCGAAAAGCUAAGGCAGCAAAGGUAGCCGCUGAAAAGCUAAGGCGGACUGUCAAAGGAAGCUCCACCAUUUUCUUAGUGCUAUGUAUUUUCGUUUA
Molecule: messenger RNA, 741 nt
Organism: Helianthus annuus (common sunflower)
Lineage: Eukaryota; Viridiplantae; Streptophyta; Magnoliopsida; Asterales; Asteraceae
Exons: 2
Coding region: 155-466 (103 amino acids)
Source: RefSeq, a predicted model, not a curated record